This is a messenger RNA of Syngnathus acus (greater pipefish), 4215 nucleotides long. RefSeq names its product rho guanine nucleotide exchange factor 7-like. Lineage: Eukaryota; Metazoa; Chordata; Actinopteri; Syngnathiformes; Syngnathidae. The record is from RefSeq and is a predicted model, not a curated record. The transcript has 22 exons. Bases 152 to 2677 code for a protein of 841 amino acids. Gene Ontology annotation, molecular function: protein binding; guanyl-nucleotide exchange factor activity. Gene Ontology annotation, biological process: intracellular signal transduction.
GGGGGGUGUAGAGCGAGCGAGAGAAUACGCCUUUUGACAUUGGAGUAUUAGUUGAUUCAACAAUGAGGUGUAAGUUAGGUCACCUAUUCUGCAAUUGUGCGCUUUUCUAAAAAGACACAUUUUAUCGUCCCACGACCAUACACUGUCAACCAUGAACGCGGCAGAGCAGACGGUAACGUGGCUCAUUACGCUCGGGGUGCUGGAGUCUCCCAAGAAGAGCAUCUCUGAUCCGGACGAUUUCCUCCAGACAUCUCUCCAGGACGGGGUGGUGCUAUGCAAACUGCUGGAGCGACUGAAACCCGGGACGACGGAAAAAUUUUUUCAGGAACCGAGAAGUGACAGCGAGUAUCAACUCAACAUUAGCGAAUUCAUCAAAGGCAUCGGGACUUUCGGCGUGAAGCCUUUUGAGGUUAAUGACCUCCUUCAUGGGCUGAACUUCACCAAGGUCCUAAACUGCUUGGUUGCACUGAACAAAGCCACUGAAGAUCCAUGUGUUUCUAUUUGCGUGCCACACUCCGCCACAUUGAGGAUUAAAUCGUAUGAUUCCGUAAACAGUCCAAGUCGUUCGUCCAAACUGCAACCGCCUCAGUAUCACAGCCUUGACAUGACUGAGGGCAGUGGGUGUGGCCAUUUUCUUUUCAAGGCACGCUUCCCUUUCCAGCAGACAAAUGAGGACGAACUCUCUUUCUCCAAGGGCGACAUCAUUAAUGUGAGCAGGCAGGAGGAGGGGGGCUGGUGGGAAGGCUCCCUCAACGGCAAGACCGGCUGGUUCCCCAGUAACUAUGUGAGGGAAUUGAAAGGAAGCGACAAGCCAUUUGACAAACCAAAGUCUGUGACGCUGAGAAGUCCCCCUAAAGGUUUUGACACUUCUAUCAUCAGCAAGACCUACUACAAUGUGGUCCUCCAGAACAUUUUGGAAGCAGAGAGUGAGUAUUCCAGGGAACUUCAAAGUCUUUUGGGAUCCUACCUACGCUCUCUACAGCCGACAGACAGGCUGAGUGCUGUUGACAUCAGCCACAUUCAAGGCAAUCUGGAGGAGAUUUCAACCUUCCAGCAGAUGCUGGUUCAGUCCUUGGAGGAGCAUACAAAGCUUCCAGAAAAUCAGCAGAGGAUAGGAGGCUUCUUCCUGAGUCUAAUACCCCAGAUGAAAAAUCUUUAUGUGGCCUACUGCUCAAACCAUCCAUCUGCUGUCAGUGUACUCACUCAGCAAAGGGAGGAACUGGGGGAGUACAUGGAAACCAAGGGGGCAUCUAGUCCGGGUAUUUUGGCACUGACCACCAGUUUGAGUAAACCCUUCACUCGACUGGCGAAAUACCCAACCUUGCUCAAAGAAAUGGACAGACACAUGGAGGACCAGCACCCUGACAGAGUUGACCUCCAAACUUGUAUGGCAUCAUUUCAAAGCCUUGCUGCCCAGUGCCAGGAAGUGAGGAAGAAGAAGGACCUGGAGUUACAGAUUUUAACCGAGCCAAUCAGGAACUGGGAGGGGGAUGACAUCAAGACCCUCGGCCCUGUUCUUCACAUGUCCCAAGCUGCUGUCUGCUCUCAGAUCUGUCAGGAAUCAAGUGAACGCUACCUUGUCCUCUUCCCUCAUACGCUGCUCUUCCUCUCUGCAAGCAUGAGGAUGAGUGGGUUCAUCUACCAGGGGAAAAUGCCAUUGUCAGGCAUGCUGAUCUCCAGAAUAGAAGAUGGGGAAACCAUGAAGAAUGCUUUUGAAAUUUCUGGUGCCCAAUGUGACCGUAUGCAAGUGGCAUGCAACAAUCAGCAGGAUCUGCUGGAGUGGCUGGACCUUCUCACCAAACACACGCACACCCCUGCUGCAAACACUCACAAGACUCAGUCGGUGUGUCACACAUUGCCCUUCCUGCCUGUCACCCCUUCCCGGCACUCAGAGUCUUGUGGCGGGAGCAGUGCCUUCCAGACCCUCCCUCAUCUUUCCUCAUAUGGUGCUAGCCCCAUGUGGGGGGCCCUGGAGCCACCUAGUCCCCCAAAACCGUGGAGCAUGAGCUGUCUUCGGCCUGCGCCUCCUCUCCGGCCGUCUGCCGCCCUGUACAAGGAGGACCUUAAUAAGAGUCCAAAGAAUAUGAAGAAGCUGCUUCCCAAGAGGAAACCUGAGAGGAAACCCUCUGAAGAAGACUUCACUUGCAGAAAGAGCACAGCAGCUCUCGAGGAGGACGCUCAGAUAUUGAAAGUGAUUGAGGCGUACUGCACCAGUGCCAAGACACGACAGACCCUCAACUCCACCUGGCAAGGCACUGACCUCAUGCACAACCAUGUGCUCGCUGACUCCAGUUUCGUCGUUGCUGGCAUCCCGGGCAACCUGCCGUGUUCCGACCAAUCAGAAGACUCGGAUUAUGACAGUAUCUGGACCGCCACUAGUUACAGGACUGCCUCAUUUUCUUGUUCCAGCAGGAGGGAUGUUCACAUGUUGUUCCCAGAGGAAGAGAAGAUCAUAGUGGAGGAAACCAGGAGCAACGGACAAACCGUAGUGGAGGAGAGGAGCCUGGUAGACACUGUAUACAGUUUGAGAGAUGAGGUUCAGGAACUCAAACAGGACAACAAGAGAAUGAAAAGGACACUAGAGGAAGAGCAACGAGCUAGGAAGGAACUCGAAAGGAUCAUCAGGAGAGUUUUGAAGAACAUGAACGACCCAACCUGGGAUGAGACGAACCUCUGAAACUGAGAUCACUUUGGAACUUGGACUCUCUCAAUGAGCUAAUAUCAUGGAGGGAAAUGAGGCGGCCCGAUCCCAAAUGACCUUAUAGGUUUUCAGCCAUAGAACUAGGAAGAUGACAUUGCAUCCUUGUUAGAACAGCCUUCAUCAGGCAGCUGACUGAACUGAAAAUGGACCGUUUUUUUUUUUUUUUUUUUAGACAGCUAAAGGAAAUAAUCACAGUGAGUCGGGUAAUUGGUUUGUGUGGUCUCUAAACCAAAGCAAUACAAGCUGUGAUUUUUACGAUGCCAAUUAUGCAAUUCUCAAAAUAAUUUUGUUGUUAAUGUGUUUUUUUAUAUUCUGUACUGUUUUGAUUUUGUUAUUUUGUAUACUUGACCUGGAUCACAUGGAACAUUGCCAGCAGACAAGGAAGACAUUCCUUUUUUUCAAAACUAUAAUAAUGUUAACUGCAAAAAUCUUUUUGCCACGCUAAAGACCUGAAAUUUAUAGGCCAUAUAAUGCAAUACAGGUGCAAAUUAUGUAUUUGAUAGCAGCUAAUAAUGACUUCCAACAGUCACACACCUCUAUUUAUUUCACUCGUUUCAGAAGAAAUAAAAUUCUUCCACCGAUGCAGUGUCUUCAGACAUUUAUAUCAGAAUCACACGAUGUACAUUGUACCUGGCUUCUGUUAGUUAUGGAUGAGUGGUUUAGGACUAAUAGGACUUCUUGGAGGAUAUAGCUGAGAUCGGCUAGAAAUAGAAAAUUACAAUCCCAGUCAAGGCAUGGCUCAAGACAUUGCAUGAAGUUAUUGUUGAAAUGAAUGAAAUGCUUUGCAGAUAGGAUAAUUAAAUGAAUUAAGGACAUUAUGAAGGUUUACUGAAGGUAAACGUGUUGAGAUAAACGAGAACAGCAAUCAAGCUAUGGGAAUCAGCCAUGUUUGUUUACAUUCGCCUCGAACGCUUUGAGUCAGACCUGGGGAAAAUCUGAGCGGAAUAUUCCCGAUUUCCGACCUUUCUUGAAUGCAGUCUGCCGUGGUCACUACGCAUAGAUGCCAAGGAGACAGAUCAUGCGCAGACUGGACGCAGCUUGUUUACGUGACGCCGUAAACAAGCUGCGUCCAGUGACAGUCUGCAAAAGGAAUACACCACCACUCCUGUGAAUUUCCUUUGUUAAUCCCGAUUGAGUUGUUUUCCCCAAAUACACGAGGCUCGUGUGACGUAGUGCAAUAAAGACGACCAGCUGUGGAAACGCUAUGCCUUAGGCAUUACUGCCAUCUAGGGGUGGUGACAGCUCACAACACAUCAACGCUGUCUUGAACGCUUGAUGAACUUUCUCUUUCAGCUGUUCAGACACGCUUCUCUGAGCAUCCAAACCAACAUGUUUUCGACAUAAUGUUGGAACCUCUUUCUCUUUUGUUGUGCACUGAGCAUCAAAGCUUUCUAAACUUUAAAGGUAAUUCAAUCCAUUCCCACGGCGUACAUAUCAUAUGCUUUUAUUCAUUUACUACUAAUGGUAGAUGGAUGCAUGUACUUAUUUGCUUUUGCAUAAAAGAGUAAAUGUGA